Messenger RNA from Sorghum bicolor (sorghum), 1672 nucleotides. RefSeq names its product 5-pentadecatrienyl resorcinol O-methyltransferase-like. Bases 165 to 1340 code for a protein of 391 amino acids. NCBI's taxonomy places the organism in Eukaryota, Viridiplantae, Streptophyta, Magnoliopsida, Poales, Poaceae. The record is from RefSeq and is a predicted model, not a curated record. Gene Ontology annotation, biological process: methylation. The transcript is spliced from 2 exons. Gene Ontology annotation, molecular function: O-methyltransferase activity; S-adenosylmethionine-dependent methyltransferase activity.
AAAGAAAAGAGUGUGUUGGAACAAGCGAAAUAUAUAUUAAAAAACGAAAAUGUCAAAUAUGUAUCCACCCACAAGCUAACCCCUCAACCUCAUCAACAAACAAGAAGAAGACAUACCCAUCGCAAUCGCAACACGCGAUCUGCACAAGCACACAGCAAUCAGCAAUGGCAUUCCUCGGCGAGUACAGCAGUCAGGAGCUGCUCCAGGGUCAGCUCCUGCUCUGGCACCAGUCCCUCAGCUUCUUUAAGCCCGUCGCGCUCGCGGUCGCCAAGGACCUCCGCAUCGCCGACGCCAUCCACCGCCUCGGUGGCGCUGCCACCCUUCCCCAGAUAAUCGCGGAGGCCGGGAUCAACCCCUGUAAGCUCCGUGCCCUGCGCCGGGUCAUGCGCGUGCUCACCGUCUCGGGCAUCUUCACCGCCGUCCAGCAGCCAGCGACAGCAACGGCCGCGGCGGCGUCGGGUGGCGGCGGCACAGAAGGUCCUGUCUACAAGCUGACGGCAGCCUCCAGCCUCCUCGUCGUCGGAGAGAAGAGCUCGACGGCGGCGGCGGCGGCGACGACGAAGAGCCAGCUGCCUCCUUCUCUGAGCGUGCAGGUGCAGCUCUUUCUCGACCCUUGCCGGGGAUCCGCGUUCAGCAGUGGCAUACGCGCGUGGUUCCGGCAGGACGAGCACCAGCAGCCGGCCGGUCUGUCCCCGUUCGCCUUGGCGUGCGAUGGCCAGACGAUCUGGGAGCGAGCCGAGCGCGACGCCGACGUGUUCCCGUUCGACGACGCCAUGGCCUCGGACAACGCCUUCCUCAUGCCGAUCGUCCUCAAGGAGUGCGGCGACGUCUUCCGUGGUCUGACCUCCCUCGUCGAUGUUGCCGGCGGCCUUGGCGGGGCCGCCUCCACCAUCGCGGCGGCGUUCCCGGACCUCAAGUGCACCGUCUUGGAUCUCCCACAGGUUAUCGCCAAGGCUCCCUCUGCUGCUGGUACCAGUGUGCAGUAUGUUGCUGGUGAUAUGUUUCAAAGUAUUCCACCGGCCGACGCUGUGUUCCUCAAGUGGAUUCUGCACGACUGGAAUGAUGAUGACUGUGUCAAGAUACUAAAGAACUGUAAACAAGCUAUACCUCCACGAGAUGUAGGAGGAAAGGUAAUAAUCAUAGAUAUGGUGGUUGGAUCUGAGUCGUCAGAUAACAGGCACGUGGAAACACAAGUUUUGUUUGACCUCUUGGUCAUGACUAUCGAUGGAGCAGAGCGAGAUGAGCAAGAGUGGAAGAAGAUUUUCUUGGAGGCUGGAUUUGAAGACUAUAAAAUUAUACCAGUCCUGGGUGUUCGAUCUAUCAUCGAGCUCUAUCCUUGAAAGCUUGAUGCUAAACUAAUAAGAAACAAUGUUUCAAACAGCCGGCCAUAGCCACCGUUUUAGCUGGAUUUAGCCUGCUGGAAGCUAAUCCACUUUUAGCGCUAAACACUUUUGCUGCUAUUAGCCGGAUUUAGCCUGCUAAAUUCGUUAAAUAGCACCCCAUUUGCCCUGCUAAUCAGGGGGAAACCGAAACAAGAGGUUGUCGAACCAAUUAAGCAAAGACAAUCCACUUUGAACUUAUGUGUAUAUCGUGUAUGAUUUAUUCGUUUUCGAGACUAUCACUUGAUAGUUGAUAUUUGUAAUAUCUGGUUCAUCUAUUAUUAUUACGUUUA